AUGACGGUCACGACGACAACGACGACAUGGUUGAAUAAGCGGGCAUAUCUGACGGAGGACACAAACAACACCAACGUCGGCUUCUUUAAUUUCGUCACCUUCGAACUGCUGUACGCGAUCGUCCCGGUGAUGACUUUCAUCGACCUCUUGACACUGUUCCUCCGAGUUGCGUCGAUACGAGAGCGUCGGUCACGACCCCAAGCCGACGAUUACUCUGCCAUUCUUGCUUCUCUGUUUGCUAUUGCGACGGGAGUGAUUGUUCUGUAUGGUGCUGUCAAGCGCGUCACUGGUCGGCACGAUUGGGAUCCAUGGCCUCUGCCAGAGGGACCUUGGCCACGGAGUGAUUACACAUUGGACACCAAGGACACUGACCAUCCAGUAUUUAAUCCGCUGUACGCCAUUCAUGUGCAGAUCAACUACAUCCUGAACUGCCUGCAAGGCGUUGGGAUCGGAGUGGUGCGACUAGCGUUCUUGUUCCUCUUCCGGAAGCUCUUCCUCUACCAGGGGCGGGGAUACAUCAUUCUCAUCGACGCCCUCAUCGGAGCCGUGACCCUGUUCAUGCUGGCGUACACCGGGACACAGGUCUUCGUUUGCGGGGUACAUCCGACGGCGCAAUGGACGAACCACGAAAUAGCAGCCGAAUACUGCUUCACAAAUGUCACUUACAACUUUGGUGUUAGCAUCGUCACUGUCGUCCUCGAUGUGACUGUGUUCUUGCUGCCCAUGUACCCUCUUCUGAGGAUCACACAGACGAGAGAAGAGGAAUUAUAUUCUGGUGGUCUUCUGCUUCGGAUUCCUUCUGCUUAUCCAGACGCGCGGGACUGCUCCUUCACGCCACAAAUCCUGCACCACAGACUCACGCGAGGUUACUUUAGGGCCGUGGUGUCGUCCAUCUUCAGCUUGGUUCUUGCUACUCCGUUUUUCCUCUACCAAGAUAGUUAUAUCUACACCUGGUUGCGUGAUCAUGGAGCUGGUGAUGGAGACGCAUUCGGCUGGUCCGGAACUACAACAUUUUGGUCGUACAUGGAACUAGCUGUCGGCGCAGCCGUGUGCAACUUACCGAUCAUAUCACGAUUCCUGAUUCGCAGAUGGUGGGACGUGUCAAAACAAGCCACCGUCCAGACCAUGAACCAGAUCGUGACCCGAAAACUAUGGGCGCGCGAUCACGCGCCGGAAUCAUACGCAUUACAGAGCGACACCUUGCCAAUAUACGUGGCGAAAACACGGUCGGGAGCCACAGAAACGACCAACAAGUCGGAACAAGAGAGUUCUGGACAAAAAUAUAAUUACCAUGGAUACGUCCGUGAUGUCGAAAGUAAUGACCACUGGCCGGAACACGACGGAAAUGCCAGGAUAGGCACAGCCCUAUAG
Colletotrichum gloeosporioides is the source of this 1371-nucleotide messenger RNA. RefSeq lists its product as uncharacterized. The transcript is spliced from 8 exons. The coding region runs from base 1 to 1371 and encodes 456 amino acids. The record is from RefSeq and is a predicted model, not a curated record. Lineage: Eukaryota; Fungi; Ascomycota; Sordariomycetes; Glomerellales; Glomerellaceae.